AUGCCGGUGCCAGAAUGGUACAAGCCCAAAAGGCCGACAUAUUUAGGAUCACACAAGGAGAAUCUGAGCUAUUACGAAGGUUCAUUAGCUGGUUCCAGAAGGAAAGGACGUUGUUACCGGCCGUCCCGGAAGAAUGGGAGGAUCGAUCGUGGGCGGAACAACAGAUCGCAGCAGGAUAGAGAAGUUUCUGGACAUCAAACAAGUUCUUCUUAUCCAAAGUUAUCAGAGUAUAAUUUUAACCUCAACAUAGUGGAGUUAGUGUCGACCAUGAGCGAUAUCAAAGAGGCACAAUUCCCGAGACCGGUGAGGUCCGAUCCCAACCAUAGGGAUCCAAAUUUAUGGUGUGAAUACCACAGCACUAAUGGUCACCGGACUGGGGACUGCCGGCACCUCCAUGAAGAAGUGGCAACGCUGUUAAAACAUAGUCACCUCAGGGAAUUCUUGAGUGACCGAGCCAAAAAUAAUUACGUCCGGGACAAGAGCGACACCCAAACGUCGAGACUAGGAGAGGAACCUCCACGCCAAAUGAUCAACAUGAUACUCGGAGAGAACGAGAUUAAUGGGAUCACAUUCUCGGCCGCGAAGAAGACAAAAGUAUCAACAACCCACAGUAAGAGGCUCCGGGAUGAUGGUAGCACGUUCACAGAUGAAGACGCGGACGGAUUACUACUGCCGCACAAUGACGUGCUGGUAAUCUCAUUAAAUGUGUUAAAUUUAAAAAUUAAACAUGUUUUAGUGGAUCCAGGAAGUUCUGUCAAUAUCGUACAAUGGAGAGUUCUAGAUCAAGCUAAACUUAUCGGGAGCAUCGUUCCUACAACAAAGCUCCCUGAUGGAUUCAACCUCGCAAGCGUGACAACCCGAGGGGAAAUUUUACUGCUUUCGGAUGCUGAGGGCAUAAGGAAGAUGGCUCUCUUCGAAGUAGUAGACGGGGACAUGGGCUAUAAUAUCAUCCUGGGAAGGCCAUGGCUGCACGAAAUGAAAGUUGUGCCUUCGACGUACCACUAA
This is a messenger RNA of Nicotiana tabacum (common tobacco), 1005 nucleotides long. The record is from RefSeq and is a predicted model, not a curated record. NCBI's taxonomy places the organism in Eukaryota, Viridiplantae, Streptophyta, Magnoliopsida, Solanales, Solanaceae.